AUGAGAUUUAAAGGCAGUCACGCUGUAAUCGCCUCUAUAGCAGUAUUGGGCGCUCUUAUAUUCUUCUUUCCUGAGCCCAAGGCUGGUAGCAUUCCUCCACAGGAAAAGUCUAGAUUUACAGGAUAUCCCGCUUGGCAUGGAACAUGGCAAGGUAUCGAUCCAUUCAUCUUGGAUGCUUCCGCAGGCUUCUCUGUUUUAGUUGGCGGCAUUGCUGGGUUUCUUUCUAUAAUAUGGACAAAUCCGUCCUAUCCCAUCUCCGUUAAAUGCAUCACCUCCUUCUACGAUGGCUCUCAUGUAACCCCGACGACUCUAUUCAAUCGUGUGCUAGCUUAUUACCUGUUAUUCACUCAUUUUGCAGGAACGGCAUUUCUAAUAUUAGAUCUUGGAAAAUUGUGGUUAACGUUCGGUGUUUUGCACAAUGCAUGGGAGGUUGCGCUUCUGUUGCUGUUAUUUAUGGGAGGAAGGGUCAAGAGCCAGUGGUACUUUAUUAUUUUGUUUGUAUAUAUAUUUAUCGUCGUUUUAUUGAGUGUGUUAUUGCCAUGGCCCUUUGAUGCAAUAUUCUUCAAAUGGCAAGGCCUUUGCUCUGACUUUGCGCUUCCGAUGGUCUUCACAAUUCUCUACAUUAACACGCGAAAGUAUCUAAGAAAUUAUGGAACUGAUACCAUUCCACUCGUUCUUAUUGAAGACGUCGACGAAGUGGAAAAACAUGGUCUCUUCCCGACUACAUUCGAACACCCAAAACAACUUAUACCAUUAAUAUUUGCGAGUGUUGUACACACCGGUGGUAAUAUACUUGCUACAUGGUUUUUGCAAAGUUUAAAGGCAUUCCUUGUUUUCCAAUUCUGCUACAUAAUCUCCUACCCUAUAUAUGCCUAUUACAUCUACCUCGACACGCACUAUGAAAGUGCAUCUCUAAUUAAACGCUAUUACCUUCCUAAACGGCCUCUAUGGAAAGACGUUGUUAUCGGUAUCUGGUCUAUUGUUAUGUCAUUAUCAAUGAUUGCCAUUGGUGUAAUCAUUUGCAAUAACGAUGUAAAGGAUAAUAUAAACGAUAUGUAA
Paraglomus brasilianum is the source of this 1059-nucleotide messenger RNA. NCBI's taxonomy places the organism in Eukaryota, Fungi, Glomeromycota, Glomeromycetes, Paraglomerales, Paraglomeraceae. The record is from the annotation of a GenBank genome assembly.